AUGGGCGCCAGCGAGAGUGUUGUCGUGGGUGCUUUAGAAGAAAUCCAAGCAAAUAUAUCUCAAAGUAGCCCCGAAAUCAGCGAAGAGAUCACUGAAAAAUGCCGAGCGUUAUGGUCGAGUCUUCCUUCGGAAUCAAAGACAAAGAUCGGGUUGUGUGCGUGUUCUAGGAGAUCUGAUCACAAUCCAAAGAAGCAGGAUAUAAUUGUUCCUGAAAUCUUGACCUCCGCUAUUGGACAGUGGAUCGAGCAGCCGCAUAUGUUUUUCCACAAAAGUGGCAGUCGGCUUGAUCUACACGUGUCGAAAUCUCCAACCAAAGAUAUUCAACGCUACGCCGAGCAACUUGGGGCCGAAGAAAACGGUGUGCUAGAUAUAUUUCGUGAGCGGUUUGUCAAAAUCAUUUUGAUGAAACUGAAAGAUAUUGGACAAAUAGCUGAAGAGAUAUCCACCACUGUGGCACAUGGUGGUAAGAUUGAUCUCGCACAAUACAUUUGUGAGGGACGUCGACUAUACGGGCUCUGUCGUGACAUCGGGAAACGCCAGGAAAACCUCAAUCAUGCUGAGCUGGGGAACCUGUUUGCGUUGCCCCAAUAUGCCUCUACAGAAUUGUGA
Penicillium angulare is the source of this 609-nucleotide messenger RNA. RefSeq lists its product as uncharacterized. The transcript has a single exon. The coding region runs from base 1 to 609 and encodes 202 amino acids. NCBI's taxonomy places the organism in Eukaryota, Fungi, Ascomycota, Eurotiomycetes, Eurotiales, Aspergillaceae. The record is from RefSeq and is a predicted model, not a curated record.